AUAUGCAAUGUGACGAUCUGAAUGAUCAACGAUGAUCAGUAAUGCGCCAGAGCUGCUGCAACUAAUUACAACGUACGGAUAUUUAAGGGAUAGAAAUUGAUAACUGCGAUCUAAGCGAGUUAAAAAAAAGAAAAACAAAAAAUAAUAACAACAGUGCAAAAGCCCAACAUCGAAGUAUAACUGUAAUCAACGAACAUAAAAAAAUAACAAUAACAACAGCAAAAGCUCAGCAGGAGCAAAUAUUUUUGCAAAGCUAAAUAUUACAAGUGUUUCUACAUAUAUACAUACAUACACACAUGUGCACUUAAAUAAAUACAAGUACACAAACUACAUUUGUAAAUGAAAACGAACAUCCGAGUAUUAAUUCAGUGUGUGGCUUUUCUAUUCAUUUAACCGGCAAUGUUGCUCACGUUUUAAUUAAAAUAUCGCUCAUACUCUCGUAUCUUUUACACAUUUACUAUAUAUAUGAAGAAUUAAUAGAAUAAAUUUUGUGGUUUUUAUUUGUGCAAUUAGUGCACAGCCAAGCAAAAGUUUAGUGUGGCAUAAACUUGACAUUCAUUUCAGUGUUGGUACGCUUUUCGUCGACGCAUUUGCAUAUGAAUAUUUUUUCGCGCCUGUAUUACAACAACACAGAACAAAUAAAUUGUUGUGUUUGACAUCAUUAAAUUCGUUAUUUUUAUUAUUAAAUAAAUUUUUUAUGAAAAGUUAACUAAAUAGUGAAAGUGAAGAGUAAAAUUAGUGGUGAAAAUGGUGUACGAGUCAUCGUACGACAGUGGCGGCAGGCCUUUCAAGCCCGAUCUGACGCGCGGCUAUUGGGCGGCACCGAGUGAUUUCAUCUACACUUGCAUCAGUUUGGGCUUUCGCAUGGAUGUGGUGUCGAUGGGCUGGUUUCUUUACCAGCACAUGGGAGGCGCCAUUAUUCCCUACAUCCUUUGUAUGUUUCUCUUUGUCGUACCAAUUAUUGUGAUACAGUCAUUUAUGGGUCAAUUCUCCAGCAGCGGCUUCAUAUCGACUUUUCGCAUGUCGCCAAUUUUUAAAGGUCUGGGUUAUAUAAGCUUAUUCGUCAAUUUGGCUGUACUAUCCUACUACAGCUUGUUUGCAGCUGUGCCGUUACUUUAUUUAUUUCACUCGUUACGCCCCACUUUACCCUGGAGCUGUGAGGGUAUAGAAAAGUGGUUUCCAAAUAGCACUGAAGCAGAGGUUAAACAUUCCUGCAAAAUGCUAGAUUUAGUGGAGAUAAAUGCUAGCAUGAUCGCUAACAAUGAGUCAAAUAAAUAUAUUGGCUAUGAAGUGCCCUCUGUGUUGUUCUUCAACUCGAUUUUUGGUGGUGAUGAUGUGAUGGAGAGUUAUGAGUAUGAUAGUCCAUUUCUGUUCUCAUGGGAGUUGCUUGUUUGCACGCUGCUUAGUUGGGCUAUCGUAGCAGGUGUCUUUUAUCGUUUCUACAAUACCGAGCUGAUGAGCAAAUUUUUACGCUACACCAUUUGGACUUCCCUGAUUUUACUGUUGAUAUGCGUCGGACGUUUCCUGUUGUUAUCUAAUGACUGGAGUUAUAUCUUCAGUUAUUUUAUGGCAAAACCUCUUGAUAUUCUUGAAGGCAUACCCAACACUGUACUUUUUAUAGUAUCGGCAUUCGGUCCUGGCUGGGGAUCUAUUAUUGCCCUAGCCAGCUUUAAUCGCUUCCGGGCAAAUAUUAUGAAUUAUAGUUGGAUUAUUUGUCUGGGACAAAUGGGCAUAUUUAUGGCUUAUGGCAUUAUAACGCAUAUAAUUCAGGGUUACUUUAAAUCUCUUACCAUUCACUACGAUGAUGUAGAUAAUUUAUAUGUGUAUGUGAAUCAUCAUUGGGCACUAUAUUUGUCCAGCGGCAGCGUAAUGGCAGCGAUGAGUUGGUCAAACCUAUGGUCAAUAAUCUUCUAUGCAAUGCUGACGUUGACGGCGUUGAUAACAAUGAUAACCUGCUUAUUUUCUAUAUAUCAAAGCAUUUUCGAUGAGUUCGAAAUGCUGCGUUCGCGAAGAACCGAAGUUACACUUGGGCUCAUUGGCGUACUAGCAUUUUUAUCCUUAUAUACGUGUUCGAAUCACGGAGUCGUUUUCUUCAGCGCCAUGUCAAUGGAUUCACUCUUCACCCAAACAGCACUCAAUCUGCUACUGUUAUUGGUAGUGCUAUGGGUCUAUGGGCGUGUUCGCUUUCAGCGUGACAUAGAAUUCAUGUUGGGACAACGUUUCGCCACAUGGAAAGUGAAUAUGUUGCGGUUUGUUGCACCGAUUUGUCUCUGCCUUUUACUGUUGAUCGCGAUCAUUGGUUCUUUCUUCGAGCACUCUGUCAGCUCAAUUGUGAUUCUCAUUGCUGCGGUUUUCCUCAUCGUUCUACCUUGGCUCUACUUGCCCGGUUACAUGGUUUAUGUACUGCUACAAACAACGGGUUCAUUUAAGAUGCGCUUUCAACGUUGUAGUCGUCCAAUGGACUGGUAUCCGGUUGAAAUGGAGGAGCGACAGCGUUACGAAGAGGCGAUGGGCAAUAUGGAUAUUACGCAUCAAUUAAAUCAAAUCGUAGAUGAAGUCGUGCCAUAAUGAGAUUAUAAUGCGGACUUCCGUUCAAAAAAUUUCAAAGAAUUAUAGAUAAACACCAAAUGUAUAUAAAUGUUUUGAACUUGUAAUUUUUUAAAAUAAAUUUGUCUUCGCAGCCUAGAAUCUUGUUAUAGGAAUUAAAAUAUCUAAGUAAGAUUUUUCCCAAAUUCUCAACAAUUUUUUACUUUUUUAAGCUUUAUAUCACCAAUCACGAAUUUAUGGUAAAAUGAAAAAAAUGUAUAUAUAUAUUUUCGUGAUUUAAAAUGUCUAUGCAUGCAUAAAAUCGCUAAAUCUGUCUAUGGAAAUAUAUUUAUAAAUAUACAUUCAUA
Anastrepha ludens (Mexican fruit fly) is the source of this 2894-nucleotide messenger RNA. RefSeq names its product sodium-dependent proline transporter-like. Gene Ontology annotation, biological process: sodium ion transmembrane transport. The record is from RefSeq and is a predicted model, not a curated record. The transcript has 10 exons. Gene Ontology annotation, cellular component: membrane. The coding region runs from base 748 to 2568 and encodes 606 amino acids. Lineage: Eukaryota; Metazoa; Arthropoda; Insecta; Diptera; Tephritidae.